GCAACGAACACAAACUGCAUCCGGUGGCAAUAGUACAAUUAACAUAUUCGGGUAAUGGAAUGUGGCAAUCGCAACCAUUCCUGCGCAACUUGACCCCGACCGUGAUCGCCGUUCUCCGCCCCCUUCCUGCCUAUGGACGCGCUGCCCACUCCGUCUCCUGCUGCUGACAGCGGCAUUGCAUCGCUGCGGAAUGCGCUAGCCACUAAGGAGCGCCUCCCGUCGGCCGCCAGCGCCGCCAUCGACGCGUUCCUGGCCACGACGCAGCGACUACAGCACCGCGACAGUCGUUCGGGCGCCUCAGGCUUCGAACGCGAGUACAUGGAGCUCUGCUGGAGCAUCGAUAAAGCUCCAGGCUAUGAGGCAGCGCUGACGGUGCAAACUAAAGCAACCAAGGCCAAAAACCGGUACCGAGACGUGUUACCGUUUGAGAAGACGCGUGUGAAGCUGCAAACAGCGUCAUCUCAACCUGGAGACGACUACAUCAACGCCAAUUACAUUGACGGAGGCUACAUCGCCUGCUGUGCGCCGGUACCUGCUGCUAUCCGCGACUUCUGGCACAUGAUAUGGCAGUGCGACGUACACGUAGUGCUCAUGCUCACAAACUUUGUCGAAAGUGAGCGACUGAAAGCCGAUUUGUAUUGGGACCCACGAGGGGAGACCGUGGACUUUGACGGCAUAACAGUCAAGUUGAUGGAUGAACAGCAUCCUACAAGCUUGGGAUUCAUUGUCAGGAGGCUUAAGGUCUGGAAGGAUGGGAGCGGAGAGAGUCGUGUCAUUCAGCAUAUUCAGCUGACGACGUGGCCUGAUCACGGCGUGUUACGUGACUUCCGAGUAGUUGCACCAAUGCUCGAUGCAGUCAACAGCUACCGCGACGAGGCAUCGAGACGCUAUAAGGUGGAUACGAGAGUUGUGGUGCACUGUAGUGCUGGCAUUGGACGCUCCGGCACGUUCAUCGCCAUAGAUAUCCUGUUGAAGCAGCUACGUCAAGCUCUGAUGGAUAGAGCGGGCAGUGCGGAGGCGAUGAAGCAGGCGCUGGACAUCCCGCGAGUCGUCUACAGUCUGCGAUCACAGCGACCUGGCAUGGUACAAACCCCGGGACAGUAUCAAAUGAUUUACCAGUAUUUAGCUGCCGUGGUUAGCGACAACCAGCCUUGGUGAUCGAUGGUAGAUACUCAUUAAUGUGGGAGAAAUAGGAAUACCGUCUGUAUUUAAAUCCCUCCGCUGUGACUUCAAUGCAGUUUUCUUAACGAUCUUCAUCGUGUUGCGUUUCUGGAUCUUACGCAGUGCC
This is a messenger RNA of Phytophthora nicotianae INRA-310, 1288 nucleotides long. RefSeq lists its product as hypothetical. Gene Ontology annotation, molecular function: protein tyrosine phosphatase activity. The transcript is spliced from 2 exons. Gene Ontology annotation, biological process: protein dephosphorylation. Lineage: Eukaryota; Oomycota; Peronosporomycetes; Peronosporales; Peronosporaceae. The record is from RefSeq and is a predicted model, not a curated record. Bases 133 to 1158 code for a protein of 341 amino acids.